AUGCGUUUCUCCGCCGCCACCGUCUUCGCCCUGGUCUCCCUGGUCGCCGCCCAGGAUGCCUCCACCACCCCCGCCGUCCCCGGCGCCUCUCAGGUCAGCUCCCUCAUCGGCUCCGCCUCUAGCGCCAUUGCCUCCGAGGCUUCCUCCAUCCUGAGCGGUGCCUCGUCCGCCGCCGGCGCCGCCUCUUCGGCCAUCGCCUCCAUUACUUCCUCUGCCGGUGCCGAGGUCAGCUCCUUGAGCCAGCAACUUACCUCCGCCACCGAUGCCGCCGGCUCUGCCUCCAUCUCUUCCAAGAUCGCUUCCGUCACCAGCAAGGCCAACUCCGCCGCCUCCAGCGUCGCCUCUGCUCAGAGCACCUCUGCUCCCGGUGCCGCCCCCGCUCAGACUGCUGCCGUUGCUCUCGGUGCUCUCUUCGGCGGUGCUGCUCUCGUUGCCAACCUGUAA
This is a messenger RNA of Colletotrichum abscissum, 444 nucleotides long. RefSeq lists its product as uncharacterized. Lineage: Eukaryota; Fungi; Ascomycota; Sordariomycetes; Glomerellales; Glomerellaceae. Bases 1 to 444 code for a protein of 147 amino acids. The record is from RefSeq and is a predicted model, not a curated record. The transcript is spliced from 2 exons.